Messenger RNA from Cyprinus carpio (common carp), 2466 nucleotides. RefSeq names its product growth arrest-specific protein 2-like. NCBI's taxonomy places the organism in Eukaryota, Metazoa, Chordata, Actinopteri, Cypriniformes, Cyprinidae. Bases 677 to 1687 code for a protein of 336 amino acids. Gene Ontology annotation, biological process: actin crosslink formation. Gene Ontology annotation, cellular component: actin filament. Gene Ontology annotation, molecular function: actin filament binding; microtubule binding; cytoskeletal adaptor activity. The transcript is spliced from 8 exons. The record is from RefSeq and is a predicted model, not a curated record.
UUCUGAUUCAGUCAGCGAGCGUGCUUCGCUCCUCAUUCGCUAUUGGCUGAGAGCGUGCGCGACGUCACCUUUUUUUCCCUCGGGACUGAACUUCCGUGGCAGUAUUUCAAAAUAAAAGAUUUAUUAAGAUUUAUUGCGUUUAACUCAAAGAUUUAAACCACUCACUCUUAGUUACAUUAUCUUUUACACAAAACGAGUUAUAGCAAAACAAUACUCGAUCAAAAUAGCUUAUUGAACGCUUGUUGAAACGUAUCAAUAGAUUCUCAUUUUGCAAAUGAAAGUGCCUAGCAAGUUUUGUAUCCUAUUUUAUUUAACAUUUAAAUAAGUAAAAUAAAAUAAGUGUUUUAUUAUUAUUAUUAUUAUAUUACUGUCCUUUUUCCGGUCAGUGAAGUUUCUUUCUCUUUUUUUAUUAAUUUUUUUUUCUUCUCUACUACGGGGCUAGUUUUAUAUUGUUGUGCAGCUCCGUAGCGUCGCGUUGCUCAGGGAGGCGGUGCGAUUGCGCGAUGAAUCUAUCUCAGGAGCGCACUUUGAACUGAGACCCGCAAUGACAGUCGGGUCUUUGAGGCUCAGUGUCACGGUGAACAGUCCGAGCACCCUGCGCUGACAAAAGCAUGAAUUCAUCGGAAACGACCGUCUGCUGCUGAAGAACCAACUCCAGGCAGAGCAUUCUGGAGGCAUGUUCAGUCCUCUGAGUGGUAAGCAGCAGCCGGCUGGUCCGGGCCUCACAGAUCUGCAGCAGUACAGUCAGUGGCUGACCAGCAGACAUGAGGCCAGUUUGCUGCCCAUGAAGGAAGACCUGGCGCUCUGGCUCUCUAGCAUGCUGGGUGUGGAAAUCACAGCCGAGAGCUUCAUGGACAGGUUAGAUAAUGGUUUCCUGUUGUGUCAGCUGGCUGAGACUCUGCUGAAGUUAGUUCAGGAUGAAUUUGAUUUGUUAACACAGGCAAAUUCUGUCUUUCAGUUGAUCCCCAGUCGCAGGAUUCCCUGCCGAGCCAGUGCCGCGUCUGGUUCCUUUUUUGCCAGGGACAACACAGCCAACUUCCUGUCAUGGUGUCGAGAGGUGGGCGUGGACGACACCUGCCUGUUUGAGUCAGAUGGGCUUGUUUUACACAAACAACCGAGAGAGGUUUGUCUAUGUCUGCUGGAGCUGGGAAGAAUAGCAUCCAGGUAUAAGGUCGAGCCACCUGGACUUAUAAAACUGGAGAAAGAGAUCGAACAGGAAGAGAAGACACCUGAACCUCCGCUCUCACCUGUACCUCCCACUUCCAGUUCUCAAUCUCCAUCUGUUUCUCCAUCCGCCUCUCCAUCCAUCUCUCCAUUCAACAAGACCAACUCCAGCAAAAAAAGCACUGGCAAGCUACUGGAUGAGGCAGUGAAGCACAUUUCUGAAGAUCCACCCUGUAAGUGCCCAAAUAAGUUCUGCAUAGAACGACAAUCACAAGGCCGUUACCGUGUUGGAGAGAAAAUGCUUUUCAUCAGAAUGCUGCAUAAUAAACAUGUGAUGGUGCGAGUUGGUGGAGGCUGGGAGACGUUCGAGAGCUACCUGCUGAAGCAUGACCCGUGUCGCAUGCUACAGAUCUCUCGUGUAGAAGGCAAGAUCUCGCCCAUCUCCGGCAAAUCUCCCAACAUCAAAGACCUCGCGCCUGACAGCUACCUGGUAGUGGCGGCUCACUACAAAAGCAAGAAGUAAAGAAGAAAUGUACUAAAGAAACAUUGACUUUUAACGUAACUAUGAAGCACAGCUCACUGGCUAGCCGUUGUAGAUGCCACAAGGACACAUGGACUUCUACUGGCUUCUAGAACUAAAAAUUUAAAAGAGAAAAACAAAUCAUAAUACGUAACAGUGUAGAUCAAUUAGUCUGUGCAUAACAAAAAUACUGAACUGGAAUCCAGAAACAAGGCUGUUUUUUGUAUACCAAUUUCUUACAUUUCUUUUCUUUUUAGCCUCUUAUUGUUUAAUUGAUUAAAUCUAAAUUGCAUAAUAACCUUUUACAUUCAAUAGUGUCUAUAUGGAAUGAAAUCGCUGGAUGAAUUCAAGUAUUUACUUCUACCCUGGUGGCUAUUCUUUUUAGUGCUUCCUAUACUAACAAUACUAAUUACUUUUUGGGGGGAGUAUUAUUAUGCUCUUUUGAUGUCAUGACAUAUAUAUUUUCUGACAUUUAUUGUAUUGUACUGUGUUGACCUUGCUCCGUUGAAAAUUGUAAUCUGUUUAUGCCAAGUGUUGAUCAUAAUGCAUUACAAGUAAUGCAAGUUACAUAUCAAUUACUUUUUUAAAUAACUAGUAAAGUAAUGCAUUACUUUUAAAGUUACUUUUCCCGAUAAGUAACGCAAGAUACUUUGUUUUCCUAUUUAUUCACUGACAUCUCUCCUGUCUCGUGUUGAGACAAAUGUGAAUGAGAUGCAGAAUACCUUUAAAUUUCACUUUUGGUGUGAAAGGGCCAUUAGAGGUUGCAAAAAAAUAUAUAACUU